Molecule: messenger RNA, 1135 nt
Organism: Mollisia scopiformis
Lineage: Eukaryota; Fungi; Ascomycota; Leotiomycetes; Helotiales; Mollisiaceae
Exons: 1
Coding region: 427-1071 (214 amino acids)
Source: RefSeq, a predicted model, not a curated record
AAUUGUAGCCGAAAUGUCAAAGUUUCAUCACUGCACAUCUCUAUUUUAAUCCGAAUCCAGAUCCUAGUCCGACGCACUUCGGCAUAUUCGGAUGGCAGCGGAGAUCUGCCGUCGCAUAAUCCAAUCUCUCCAGCCACAGGCCGACGUAUUCUGGCCACGAGCUAGACCCAAUCGGGGUAGAAUUAAGCAGAGAUCCUCCACUUUUUGGGCGCAAUAGACGUCAUUUCUUGGUGGUCUUGUGGCGCAGGGUAUUGUUGGUACCUGCAGGCCGGUAGCCCCGAAGUCUUCUCCUUUUCAUAUAUAAAUUCAGCUGUUGCCGUUCUCGAGAAUAAAUAUCAUUCCACCUCUCGAGCAACUCUCCUCGAUCUUCUCCAUCAACUGACUCCUCGAAACCGCCAGCACUCCACUUCCUUACCAACAGUCAUCAUGCGUUUCUCAUCUCUCCCUGCUGCUCUCGCCGUCUUGGCCUAUACCUCGACCACCAACGCCCAGGUCAACGUUGGUAGCAUCGUCAGCGGUGCACUGUCAACAGCUACAUCGGAUGCAGCUGGCGGAAUCUCGACCGGUCUCUCGUACGCAUCGGGUGGAAUCUCAACUGGCCUUUCAUACGCCUCAGGAGGAGUCUCAACCGGUCUCUCUUAUGCAUCAGGCGGAGUGUCAACCGGUCUCUCCUACGCAUCGGGAGCAGAGUCAACCGCAACCUCAGACGCUGCCGGAGCUCAUUCAACAGCCAGUUCUUACCUCUCCGGUGCACUCUCCACAGCAUCGAGUAAAGCCGCAGGAGGUAUCAGCACCGGCCUCGCAGAUGCCAGCUCUGCUAUCUCAAGCUUGAACUCAGUUGCCAGCACAGCCACUGGAGCUGCGAAGAGUUCGGCGUUGAGCAAGGCGAGCAGUUUGAGUGUGUCUGCCAAUUCGGUGGCAAGCUCAGCGAGUGUAGCCUUGACGAGUGCUGCUAGCAGUGCCAACUCGGCGGCAAGCAGUGCAACCUCAACCGCUGGAGGAGCCAUGGUUACUGCUGCUCCAAUCUGGGGUGCUGCUAUUAUGGGAGCUGCUGGUCUUUACAUGUUGUAAAGAGUGUAUGUAACAAGAUUGUAUUGAUAAUGCAUAGCUGGAGGUUAUAAUGUAUGGAGUUUCG